This is a messenger RNA of Exophiala oligosperma, 3356 nucleotides long. RefSeq lists its product as uncharacterized. The record is from RefSeq and is a predicted model, not a curated record. Gene Ontology annotation, cellular component: cytoplasm. The transcript has 3 exons. The coding region runs from base 610 to 3045 and encodes 811 amino acids. Lineage: Eukaryota; Fungi; Ascomycota; Eurotiomycetes; Chaetothyriales; Herpotrichiellaceae.
CUUGGCUCACGACCAAGUCCUCAGUGAGACAGACGACACUAAUCUCUAUUGACCUACCACACUCUUCCUCCACAAUCCACGCUCCCUGCAGAGCUAGCCAGCCCGCCGACUUACAACAGUGCGCAGGAACCGGCAGAACAAAUUCUCCUCCACCCAUUGUCCAGUGAUUGCUACGACGCUCACUUGUUCUCUUGAUAGGCUCUGAGGCUCCCGACAUAAUCAGCAACAUCGAGCGAACGAAUGAUUGACUCGAGAAGGCAAAUCCGUCGCUGACUUUGGCUUGUUCUCGUCACCUGUUCUACACAACCUUCCCAUCGAUUCACUACCUCGCGACAAACCUGGAAAAUCUACGCAAUUUGUAUCACCUUGACCGGAGGUCUUCUGCAAGCUCUUACUUGUGCUGCAGCCGCCUUAUCAACCAGGCCAGUCGGAUCCCUUGAUCUCGCAUACGCCGUGGUCUCCUCCAUAUCUCAAUUACGGCCCGAUCCCUGACUGCCGACUCUAUUCAACGUUCCGAGAGAAAACAUGUUGAUGGCAAUAAAGAGAAGGAGCAUAAUUGACGAAACACAUUGCUAGGUGACAAUCUCGUGAGGCCACUCCACGGCGACAAUGGUAAAAGCGGAUGUGAAGCGUGACUAUUAUGCGGACUUGGAACUGCCCUCCACCGCCGAUGCCGAAGAGAUUAAGAAGCAGUUCAGAUAUCUUGCGAAACAGCUCCAUCCCGACAGGAACCCCGGGCAUGAAGUGGAAGCCGUGCCCAAGUUCCAGGCCGUUCAGGCUGCCCACGAAAUCCUAAGCGAUCCCGUCGAGAAAUCAAAAUACGAUGCUGCGCGAGCAAAGAUCGCCGCAAGGAAUGCCGCUGCUGCUGCUGCAAACUACACUGACCCCUAUGGAUUUGCGAGAUCGACCACUACCAAGCAGAAUUCGACACCACAUUUCCCAUUCCCACCUCCUCCAAAGGCUACGCAAAGAGGAGUGCCCCAGACACAAAAGCAACAGGCCUCGAGAGGUGCAGACAAGUUCAAUGCCUUUACUCGGAACGCACCUCAGUCCUGGGACAGGGCGAGGUUUGACAACGCAAGAGCAGAUGCAGCUCGUGGAUUUCCAAACAUGAGGACGACACACCCGACUCAGAAGAUGCCCCCAACAGCGCCCCGCCAGGCUCCCACUGCACCAAAGCCACAAUCUACGUCGGAUGUUCCUCACGUCCCCAAUGUUCCACCAACAACCUUUCCCGGUCUAUCAAGAACUGCAAGCACGAGAAAGCAAGGGUAUACACCCGGGACUCAUGGCACAGAUGACCAACAAGCUCCCCGGUCGGCAUAUGCCUACGUGAGAGGGACUCGGGGGCCACCACAGACUUCAACUCACAUGUACAACCAAGAUGGAACUCCCAUGCAGUCACCUCCUAUGUCAAGAGUUAGGCCUGGUGUCAGCCCCUUGCGACCGACUCGUUCAACCGAUUACACUAUGAAUCAGGAUUUUCCAGAUGGCUCUCGUCCAUCUUCAAGAUAUGCUGGAGCAGGUGGUGAGAGGACGGAUAUUCAUGGAGACACCAUGCAUCACAGAUCGUCAAGCGUUCGAAAUUCCCCAAUUGACCGUCAUUGGGACGAACCCGGGCCCUUCGGAAGACCGCCUUCCAAGUUUGAACAUGUUCCUCGACAUCGUAGUGCGAGUCCAGGCAUGAGAAACGCGGGGAGACACGCUGAAUUUUCUUCCGACACCUCAUCCGACGAAGACGACACCUAUAAUGUGAACGCGAGACCAAAGGCAACACCACGGAGCCGACCUAGACCUCGAACCGCCGCCUUUGCUGACAAUCCAGGUCUCACCGGGUCAUUCCCUAGUACUAACUACACUAGAAUCGUGGAUGACAGCAAAUACCAGUUUCCCGCCCCCGAAUCCCGAGAACCAUCUCGCAAGCCAUUUGCUGGUGAACCUUUUCCUGCCACCGAAGAGCACAAGAUGAGUGAUGCACAUGUUAAUGGUGGGCAUGAGGAGGCUUCGGACGGACCCAAUCGUGAGGCUCAACCGCCGUCCAAAUUUUCUGCUGAUGAGUGGCAUGACAAGUUGAACGUCGACGACAUUUUCCGCCCGACCGAUUCACAAAUGCGCAAAUCACCGUCCAAACUGAAUCGUAAUGGUAGUAAACCCGGUACUCGUGGGAGAGGGAUGUCUAGAGGGGUGGAGCAAGAAAGCAGCUCAUCCGCUGAUCGUGCUGAGGACUCCAAGGCCAAAGCAGCUGCAUUCCAAAAGGGAAAGUUACCACCGGAUUGGGCGACCAAAGUGAAGCCAACUCCACCUCCAGGAGAGACACGCACCGCAAGUGAUCGGACAAGCCACGGUUCACAUUCCACGGAUGAUUCGAGAGACCAGUAUGUGGUAGUCGAGGAAGAUAUAAUGGACGUGGACGAUACGCCUCCUGUUAGGACCAAUUCCAAUACGACUCGCUCGAAUCCUACCGAGGCUCACUCUAGCAAAAGACGCUCAUCACCUGAUGGCGGUGUGAAUCUGCGAGAUUUCGCACAACAGGCACCCUUUGCUUCUUCUGCAGCUGGAUUGAAAGACCUGGACGAUCUCGCGGCACACUUGCCAUUCGAGUCAAAGUCAGAGGAGAAAUAUGAGAAGCCGUCGACUAGACUGCGAGCUCUCAAUCUGCCGAAGCCACCAAAAGUGGUGGUUCCACCGGCAGCAGACCGGUUGGAUCAGGCCAACUUCUUGCAGUACGUGGACAAUAUGAACGCGUACAUGCAAGACUGGAACCAUUUCAAUGCCAAGAUGAUCGAACAUUUCCGAGGUCGACAAGAUCGAGUAUGUGGCACCAUGUCACAUAAUUGGAUCAGUAUGCUUGGAGAUGGCCCGGAUGCUGACAAGGUAGACGAGAAUGGGACACAAAAAGCGGGUUAUGCUGCAUAUCUACAAUGGUUGCAGGAUGAUGCUCAAUGCCGACAAUGGUGGGAUCAUGCCAACGAGAAGCACUUACAGUGUAUGGAGGACCUGGGACGUAUUCGAGAAGUCGCCAGGCGAAAAUUCCGUCCGUCAUGAUGUGGAUGAUGAGCGGAGGAUUGUACUUUUAUUCGGAUCGCUUCUUCGAGCAUCGAGUGGGAGAUGAAGAUCAAGGUCGACUGUCAGCAAGAAGUGCAACACGAAGCAUUUCCAUUUGAGCCCAUCUUUGUCUUGUCACCCACGAAAUGCUUUUUUCUUUCCACUUUUCUCUCUCAAUGUCUGAUAAACUCUUGCAGAAAUGAAUUUUAUGACCAGCCAGUUGCAUUGGAAAGGGACUCGGAGGAAGCAAUAGCAGAGAGAAGAGAAGAACGGCCAGAUACAGAGGUGAUAAUGAAUAGAUCAGAUCAAAU